Messenger RNA from Brenthis ino (lesser marbled fritillary), 702 nucleotides. NCBI's taxonomy places the organism in Eukaryota, Metazoa, Arthropoda, Insecta, Lepidoptera, Nymphalidae. The record is from the annotation of a GenBank genome assembly.
AUGGCAAGCGGAAGAAUUGUUGUAUACGGAGGACGUGGAGCUUUGGGUGCGGCUUGCGUAAAUCACUUUAAGAAAGCAAACUUUUGGGUGGCAAGCGUAGAUCUAAAUCCAAAUGAUAGUGCAGAUGUAAAUAUUACAGUACCUAAAGAUGCUUCGUGGGUUUCACAAGAGGAACACGUUGUAAAUGAACUAGGAGCAGCUUUGCAAGGUCAGAAAGUGAAUGCGGUAAUUUGUGUGGCUGGUGGCUGGGCUGGUGGUAACGCGGCCAAGGAUUUAAGCAAACAGGCUGACCUCAUGUGGAGGCAAUCAGUUUGGAGUUCAACAAUCGCAGCAACAAUUGCAUCUAAAUAUUUAAGUCCUGGUGGACUAGUAGCUUUAACAGGAGCAAAAGCUGCUUUAGAAGGGACUCCGGGUAUGAUUGGUUAUGGUUUAGCAAAGGCUGCUGUCCAUCAACUUACAAAAUCAUUGGGUGCUAAGGAUUCAGGGUUACCUGACAACUCUCUGGCGGUUGCUAUACUUCCUGUAACAUUGGAUACAGAAAUGAACAGGAAAUGGAUGCCUAAGGCGGACUUUGGCUCAUGGACACCCUUAAACUAUGUUGCUGCAUUAUUUGAGAAGUGGUUGAAGGGAGACGAAAGGCCCCCAAGUGGAAGCUUAGUUGCACUUGUAACUAAAGAUAAUGUAACCGAUUUAAUCAUACAA